Molecule: messenger RNA, 1081 nt
Organism: Pocillopora verrucosa
Lineage: Eukaryota; Metazoa; Cnidaria; Anthozoa; Scleractinia; Pocilloporidae
Source: RefSeq, a predicted model, not a curated record
CUUCGCACAGCUGAAUGGUCAUCGAUUCAAAACUCACCAACGCACUUCGUUACGAGCAAGUUUGACUGAAAAUCAUGAAAAGAUUCCUUGAAAUGUUCGCUUUUCUCGGCUGUUUGACUGCUGUUUAUGCCGGUGAUACUGGUGAUGGUCAUGUUACCCCUCCCCCAUGGCCAGAUCAUGGAAAACUACUCUGUUUGUUUUUUGCCGGCUCUGAUUACAUCUGCAAGGUGAAAUGCGAUCCAGGUCACGUGCCGGAGAGACCCAUUCCUCAUUCAUACGACUACCGUGACGGCAAGUGGACGACAGUUCCACUUCUAGACUCCAAUGGAGAACCUUUUGUGUUUCCCUGGCCAAACUGUGUCCCAGCAAGCAAGUAAAGAUUUGGCAGAUAUGGCUUUUAGCUGAACACGUCAAGGAAAAUUAUUUUAAAAUUUAAGAGGAAAUAAUAUAAUUAUAAUAAUAUGCGAUGCAUACUCUGUAACUUGUAGAUAAUUUGAAAACAAUCGAUGAUAAAACAUUAUGAAUCGUUGUGAAAAAUCCUCAUGAUAGUGUAAUUUCUCAAUUCUUUGUCUUUAUAAAUUUUCGUUCAUUACAUGACGUACUCCGCCGGAAUACCAGUUACGUCAGCUAUUAAAAAUAUUUCGUUUUCGUACUCCAGCCACCUGUUUAUCACUCCCGUCUAAUUUCUACUACUCCGACGCCUCAAUUUUCAUCAAGAAAACAAAAUCUUCCAACUACUUCGUAAAGAGUCGUAACACAACUCGCCGGGGAAUAAUAAAUUCAGUUCCAGUCCUCGGUUGGAAUUUCGAUUUAUUCCGAUUUGUCACUCGUUGUGCGAAGCAAAUAUGAUUACUUAAGAAAAAUUGGACCGGCAGAAAAAAAAAGAAAAAAGCUCAUAAACCACGUUAAAAAUAAAGACAUUUGCUGAAACAGACCCAUAGCUGAGUUCCUAAUCUAAUUAAGUAUUUGCGCGAUUCAUCGGCGGCAUCUUAUAUUUUUUGCGCUUUAUUUAUACUGGACCAAACAAAAGCUAGAACCGUAGACAGCUCAAUUUGAAUCAAUAAACAAAAAUAAACAAGGU